UGCCUGCUUGGAGCCAUGGCUGCUGCUGAGAGCCACAGGAAGAGGCUUCAAGACGAAGCGACUUGCUCCAUUUGCCUGGACUUUUUCGCGGAUCCGGUGAUGCUGGACUGCGGGCACAACUUUUGCCAGGCCUGCAUCGAGAAGUGCUGGAGGAAUUCACCCACAGGAGCCGCCUGUCCUGAGUGCCGAGAGAGAGUUCAGCGGCGGAGCCUCAAGCCCAACAGGCAGCUGGCCAAUAUGGUGGAGAUUGCUAUAGAGAUGAAGGCGGAGCAGGGAAGGUGGAAAGUCUGCGAGUGGCACCAGGAGCCCCUGAAGCUCUUCUGCAAGGACGAGGAGGCCCCCAUCUGCGUGGUGUGCGACAGGGCCAAGGAGCACCGAGCUCACAACGUGGUUCCCUUGCAGGAGGCUGCCCAGGAGUACAAGGAUCGGAUCUGUAGCUGCCUGGAGACUCUGAGGGAGGAGAGAGAGAAAAUUCUGGCACAUAGAGCAGACACAGAAAAGGAAAGCCAAGCCUUGCUGGAGCAAAUAGAAGCUGAGAGGGAAAAGACAGUGGUUCAGUUCCAACAACUGCGCCAGUUUCUGGAAGAACAAGAGAAGCUUCUCCUGGUCCAGAUGGACGAGGUGGAAAAGGAGAUCGCAAGGACAUGGGAUGAGCGCUUGGCCAAGAUCUCGGAGAAGCUCUCUUCCGUGGAACGAAUGAUGCAGGAAAUGGAAGAGAAGCGUCAACUAUCAGCAAGUGAACUCCUGCAGGACAUAAGAAGCACCUUGAGGAAGUGCGAGGAGAAAAAGUUUGAGAAUUCUGUGGUUUUCUCCCCGGCACUGAAGUGGAGGAUCUGGGAGGUGUGUGAUACAAAUCCCUUUCUGGAGGGUUUCAUGAAGCAGUUCCAAGACAGCCUGAAAUCUGGACUUCAGCUGAAGAAAGCAAAUGUAUCUCUGGAUCCAGACACAGCUCAUCCAUGGCUCAUCCUGUCUGACGAUCAUAAAACUGCAAAGCUUGGAAACGAACGUCAAAAUCUGCCCAACAACCCCGAGAGAUUUGAUGAAUGUCCGUUUGUGUUGGGGUGUGAGGGAUUCACAGCAGGCAGACAUUUCUGGGAAGUUGUUGUGAGGCAUGAGGGACAGUGGUCUGUGGGGGUUGCCAGAAAGUCUGUGAGGAGGAAGGGGGAGUUCAUCACUGGUCCUGAGGAAGGGGUCUGGGAUAUGGGGAAGUGGAAUGGUAAGUACUGGGCCUCUGACAGCUGCCUUUCUCUAUGUGGGAAACCCAAGCGGUUUCGCGUGAGUCUGAACUAUGAUGCGGGCCAAGUGGCCUUUUAUGAUGCUGAUACAGCGGCCCUGAUCUACACCUACUCAGCAGCCCCAUUCUCUGGGGAGACCAUUAACCCCUUUUUCUAUGUUUGUGGGGAAUCCCACCUGGCCCUCUCUCCUUAAGGUGGUCAAAGGGUGGAGAGAGAUGUGCAUAAACCCACUGCAGCUCUGACAUGCUUUGGCCCUCCUUCGCAGGACUGAGCUCAGGCAGGCCGCAAUCCACGCACUCUGUUGAAGGAGAGGCCAGUUGUCCUUUGGGUCACUCAGGAGUCCACCUCCUGCUCAUGAGUAAAUUUCAAAGUGCAUUUAUAGGAUAAAACAUUUUAAAAGAAAUUAAUAAAACUGCAUAAAACCUUAA
Molecule: messenger RNA, 1663 nt
Organism: Elgaria multicarinata webbii
Lineage: Eukaryota; Metazoa; Chordata; Lepidosauria; Squamata; Anguidae
Product: zinc finger protein RFP-like
Exons: 7
Coding region: 16-1428 (470 amino acids)
Biological process (GO): protein ubiquitination; regulation of gene expression; innate immune response
Cellular component (GO): cytoplasm
Molecular function (GO): ubiquitin protein ligase activity; protein binding; zinc ion binding
Source: RefSeq, a predicted model, not a curated record